This is a messenger RNA of Mugil cephalus (flathead mullet), 5608 nucleotides long. RefSeq names its product zinc finger E-box binding homeobox 2a (gene zeb2a). Lineage: Eukaryota; Metazoa; Chordata; Actinopteri; Mugiliformes; Mugilidae. Gene Ontology annotation, molecular function: RNA polymerase II cis-regulatory region sequence-specific DNA binding; DNA-binding transcription factor activity, RNA polymerase II-specific. Bases 583 to 4077 code for a protein of 1164 amino acids. Gene Ontology annotation, biological process: anatomical structure development; regulation of transcription by RNA polymerase II. The record is from RefSeq and is a predicted model, not a curated record. The transcript is spliced from 10 exons.
UUAUUAUUUGAUCUGAUAAAAGUUUAUUUUGAACAUGUUAGUGAAAGAAUUGAAUUAGUCAGAGAAUGAAUUAAAACCCACAUGCUUCUACAUGAGUUUUGUUGAUCUCCAUGUUGAAGAAGGAGGAGGAGGAGUAAAAACCCUUAAAUCCUUAAAUCAGGUGAGUCGGACUAGCACGUGUCUCAGGUAAGUGUCACGUGUGAAGCAGACAGGUGUAAAGGUGUAUAACGGGAGGGGUUCGGAUCCUCGUUAUCCCUUCUGGGGAAGAUAGGUGGCGCUAGCUGCUCUGUUUAUUUGCUGGAAAGAAAAAAUAAUGUGACAGGAGGCGGGAGGAGGACUCAGAUCGAUCAGCCCCGACCUGCAGCCCGGACUCCGCAGCUCCGACCCACCGGGACCCACCGGGACCCACCGGGACUGAGCGGGACCAGGUCUUUGUCUCUGCAGGGAGGAGGUGCAGCAUCAGCGGCUCGUCCCCUGUUUCUUCGCCGUGUGUCUUGUCUGAGACGCGGAUCGUCUCCGGCAGCGGGAGGACCCGGACCAGGACCCGGACCAGGAGCCCAUGCCGACCGGGGACAUUUAUCAAUGAAGCCGGAGAUCAUGGCGGAGGGUCCCCGAUGCAAGAGGCGCAAACAGGCCAACCCCCGGAGGAAGAGCGUCUUGAAUUAUGACACUGUGCUGGAGACGAACUCGGAGACCGAUGAGGAGGACAGCUUCCCUGAUGGAGGAGGAGGAGGAGAAGGGAUGGGGGAGGAGGAAGUGGGAAGUCCAGCCGGAGUUCCUGACCUGGAGUCGUCUCCUCGGGUCGGCCACGCUCUGCUGUCCCAUCGGGACCAGGACGGUCCGGAGGACCCGGGCUGGAGACUCGAUGACAGGAAGGAGGAGUUUGACGUUCUAGGUCCGGUUGCCGUGGGAAACGAUGGAGGGAAGAGGCUGGAUCAGUACUUCCUUAAAAGGAAACUAGAGGACGGGCACCCAGCAGCCAUCGCCCACUUCCUCCACCGCAGCGACACCGCCAUCAUUUACCCAGAAGCCCCGGAGGAGGUGACACGCCUGGGAACGCCCGAGGCCCUGGGCCCGGACGACAGCGAGCACGACCUGGCGGCCGGAGCUGCCGACGACUUUGCUCAGCUGUUGACGUGUCCGUACUGCGACCGCGGCUACAAGCGUCUGACGUCUCUGAAGGAACACAUCAAAUACCGACACGAGAAGAUGGAGGAGAUGUUGACCUGCCCGCUGUGCAGCGACACCUUCAGCCACCGCGCUCAGCUGGAGCGUCACAUGACCACACACAAGGCCGCCACAGACCAGCCUCCAGCGCUCAGUGAAGGAGCUGGAAACCGCAAGUUCAAAUGCAGCGAGUGUGGAAAAGCCUUCAAGUACAAGCAUCACCUGAAAGAGCAUCUUCGUAUUCACAGUGGUGAGACGGGAUCAGUGACAACGUUGUCUGAUUCACAGAUUGAUAAUAUGUCAUGGAAAAUAAAAAUAGGUGAGAAACCGUACGAGUGUUCCAACUGUAAGAAACGUUUCUCCCACUCUGGAUCCUACAGUUCCCACAUCAGCAGCAAGAAAUGCAUCGGCCUCAUCUCCCUCAACGGUCGAGUACGAAAUGGAAGCAGCGGCAAAUCCGCCUCCUCCCCCAACUCCACGACGUCGUCUCCGGGAAGCCCCGGCCUCGCCCAUCUCCGACACAAACUGGAAAAUGGCCGAGCACUAGGUCUGCCGGAUCAACAGAGUCAGCUGGACCUCAAAGCCGAUCCAAUGGACUUCAGCGAUUACAGACUGCUAAUAGCGUCCCAGCAUGGGUUUAGGGGGCCGGGGGUCUACCUGAACAGCCGUGGAGGAAGCCCCUUGGGGGUCCACAGCUCCUCCCAGAGCCCCCUUCAACAUCUGGAACACCUGGGAAAGGUGGGCUUGGAGCUCCCCCUCCUGGGCUACCCAGGCUCUCUGGGGAAUAACCUGAGCGAGGUGCAGAAGGUGCUGCAGAUUGUGGACAACACGGUGUGCAGGCAGAAGUUGGACGGGAACCCAGAGGAGAUCUCCAAGCUCAGGGCCUACAUGAAGGAGCUGGGGGCCCAGAUGGAGGAGCACAAGUUGGCUCAGGCCGGAUUCCACGUCGGAGGCCACGGCAAUCCCACCAAGAGCAUCAUCGACUACACACUGGAGAAGGUCAACGAGGCCAAGACUCUCAUCCAUGAGUCCAAGAACAUCACGAAGGAGAAACCAACCCCCCCAGAAGAUCUCUGCGGGGAACACGACGUCCAGAACCAGUUCCUGCCCUUCUCCUGCCAGUACUGCAGGGAGGCCUUCGCCGGGCCCAUCCCGCUGCACCAACACGAGCGCUACCUGUGCAAAAUGAAUGAGGAGAUCAAGGCCGUCCUGCAGCCGGUGGAGACAAGUCCUCCCGGCCACCGGGGGGCGAUGUCCUCCGAGCUGUCCAGCAAAGAGCGGGCCACCAGUCCAAUCAACCACUUCAAGGACCAUGUGUCAGUGCUGAAGGCCUACUUUGCCAUGAACACCGAGCCCAGCUCAGAGGAGCUGCUCAAGAUCUCUGUUGCUGUGGGACUUCCUCAGGAGUUUGUCAUGGAGUGGUUUUCCCAGCGGAGGAACCAAAACCACCCCUCAGGAAGUCUGAGGAAGACGUCGCCCCCUCCUGACCACGGCCGACAGGAUGUCAGCCACAGUCAUGGAGGCUUCUCCAACGGAGAUGCCGCCCACAGACAGACCAACCACUUCACGGCCAACCAACCCCCAGAGCCCCUGGACCACCUGAGGACUAGCACUCCGUCGCCCCUCAACCUUUCCUCCACCUCCUCCAAAACCUCUCAGAGCAGCUCGUACACUCCCAACAGCCUGGCUUCAGAGGACGCCCACGGGGACAUACCUCUGGAUCUGUCGCUGCCAAAACUCAUGGCCCAGAGGCUGUUCUCCCGACCCAACGGAGAACUAAUGGCACGAGAACAGGUGCCCGGGCCCUUUGACAUGGUCAACAUCAAGAAGGAAGUCCUGGUCUCUGACACUGGAGGGAGCGCCACCCACCACCUGGACAAAAGCUCCAGCCCCAUUUUUGGGAUUAAUCCAUUUGCUGGCGGUCCCGUCUACACCUCCCUGCCACCUCAUGGACCGUUUUCUUCCCCAGGCUUCAUGGCUUCCACUCAAGCCACCAUCCCAGGCCUCAGGCCCUACCCGGGCCUGGACCCCAUGAGCUUCCUGCCCCACAUGGCCUACACCUACGCCACGGGGGCGGCCACGUUGGCUGAAAUGCAGCAGUGUAGAAAGUACCACCGGAAACCAGGUUUCCAGGGGGAGUUGCUGGACGGGACGGACUAUCUGUCGGGCCUGGACGGCCUGGACGACCUGGCAGACAGCGAUUCGCUGCUGUCCAGGAAGAAGAUGAAGAAGACUGAAAGUGGUAUGUACGCCUGUGACUUGUGCGACAAAACAUUCCAGAAGACCAGUUCCCUCCUAAGACACAAAUAUGAACACACAGGGAAACGUCCUCACCAGUGUCAGAUCUGUAAGAAGGCGUUCAAACACAAACACCACCUGAUCGAACACUCGCGGCUGCACUCGGGAGAGAAACCCUACCAGUGCGACAAGUGCGGGAAACGCUUCUCGCACUCAGGCUCAUACUCGCAGCACAUGAACCACCGCUACUCCUACUGCAAGAGGGAGGCUGAGGAGCGCGAGGCGGCCGAGAGGGAGGCCAGGGACCAGGGGGGAGGAGGAGGAGGAGGCCUGGAGCCCACAGAGCUGAUGGCGAGGACGGCCUACCUGCAGGGCCUGGCGCCCCUCGGAUACCUGGACCCCGAGGACCAGCAGGAGGACGGAGGUAGUGCGAUCAUGAGGGAGGACGGUAAGGGAGGAGGAGGACGGGAGGAAGUUGGGGACAAGGUGGCGUUCAAGGGCGUGGCAGAUAGACAGGAAGCAGGUUUGAUGGAGGAGGAGGAGGAGGAGGAGGAGGAGGGUGGGAGACAUCAGGACUCGAUCAGGGACCAGAAUGGAAAAGACGAUGGAAAGCCGUUGGACAAGAGUUCACGAGAUGGACGGACAAACGGGACGUCAGACCAGGAGGACUGAUCCAGGAAGAGAUCAGGACUUAGUUUACUGAAGGGACGUUCUUCUUCUUCUCUGUUUUAAUUCAGACUGGCCUCCGACAGAAGAAGAAGAAGUCAGGACUUUUCCCUCGGAACCAGUGAACCCAGUUCCUCAGAGUUAUCAGGUUCAGCUAGCCUCAGCGCUAGCCACAGCUAUGCUAAUGAUUGUUAACAUAUAAAGGUUUUAUUAUGAAUCUGAUAGGUCCGAGGUGAGGGAACUGGUCUAAUUAGUGGAUUUAUUAUUAUUAUUAUUAACUAUUAGCAGUAUUAAUGGUCUCCCUGCGCGGAGCUGCUAGCGCCUCAGUCACGAAGCUGAGAUUCUUUAAAACCCUUAUUAUGCAAGAAGAAGAAGAAGAAGAAGAAGAAGAGGAGGUGGUGGUCGUGUACAGCUGUGUGGUGCUAUCAUUUACUUCCAGUCUCAUCGUGUUUCAAACUUCAGGAAGAAUCACUACAAAAUAAAAGAAGAAGAAACAAGGAAAUGAAGCCACUUCCUUUACUGUGACCUUUGACCUUUACUGUGACACGUCCAAAAAGCAUUAAAAACAUAAACAAUCCAUCUGGACUUGUAGAGUCGAGAAGAGACGUUUCGUCCGCGCCUCUUCUUCAGUUCUAAGGGACUGGAGGGAGUCAUGGACUCCUCUGUCUCAGACCAUUCGUCUCCUCUGGCUCAGAUUUGGACAUUGUCCUCUGUCCCUGUGCCACUUCUUACAGCAUAUGUCUGGUAUAAAUAUAGAUAAACAUAGAUCAGGAAUACUGGAUCCAAACCAGAACCCCGUCCCAAACUAUAUGACAGUGGUGGCAUUCAGUCGUCCACAUUGUCUCCAACCGUCUCUUAGGACUGAAGAACAUGAUGGAACGUCUUCUCUGAACUCAAGGUCCAGAUGUUUCUUUUUGUUGUCGACUGUGACCUUUGACCUUUCCAUUUCAUUUGCCAAGGACAAACUAACAUUUAUUUCAUUUAUUUUGUUUGUGUGAAGAACUUUUAAACUUUUCAAAAUAAAAUGUGAUGUGAGUCCCCCCCGUCCUCCCCCGUCCUCCCCCUCCUGGUCUUCAGUAUUACACCUCGUCAGUGUUAGCUCACUCCCUCUUCAUACGUUUACAUUUGUUUGUGCAAUUUUUCAUUUGGUAAUUUUCUUGUUUUUGUUGAAUUUUCCAACAGAUUUUUCUUUUUUUCUUGAUUCAUUUGAGAGUUGAACGUAUUUAUGUGUCUCAUUUUAUAUUUCCUCCUUUUAUUUAUUUCCUGCUGUAGUGUACAGUGUUAGACUUCCUAGUUAGUCUUCUAAAACUACUGGAAAUUAUACAUCGGAGGAACUUUUGAUACGAAGCUUCUUGUGAAAACACUGUAUUUUAAAUAAAAAUCCACUUUAUUCAUCCCACUGGAGAUGAUGAUGAUGAUGAUGAUGAUGAUGAAGGAAUUCCUGAAGUAUUAUUUGAUAUUUUCCUGGUUAUGCUCCAAUAAAUGUAGCUAAAUUAAAUUUUAAUAAAGUUGUUCUGUACUCUCUUUGAUCCAUUAA